AUGGAGACGGAGAGAGCUAGUAGACUUCUUCGAGAGCCGCCCCUCGCUGUGCAGUAUCGAUCCGAGUUUAGCUUCCUGUCUCUGCGUCGAACCGUCGAGAGCAUCGGAGGCCUCUCUUCUUCUCUGAAGCCAACGACGACUGUGGUGGUGGCGGCAUCGAAGCGGAGACGGCAAACGAGUCGAAAGCUUUAUAACAGGAGAAAAGAGAGAGAGAGAGAGAGAGAGAGAGAGAGAGAGAGAGAGAGAGAGAGAGAGAGAGAGAGAGAGGCAGGAGCAAGUGCUGCUGACUGGCUCCCGCUCUCGUCGUGUUUUGGCGGAUGGAGGGGGGAUAGAUUGGUGGAGAGUGAUGGUGUGACGGAACGAACGGACUGA
Caenorhabditis briggsae is the source of this 372-nucleotide messenger RNA. The transcript has a single exon. NCBI's taxonomy places the organism in Eukaryota, Metazoa, Nematoda, Chromadorea, Rhabditida, Rhabditidae. Bases 1 to 372 code for a protein of 123 amino acids. The record is from RefSeq and is a predicted model, not a curated record.